Sorghum bicolor (sorghum) is the source of this 786-nucleotide messenger RNA. RefSeq names its product blue copper protein. Gene Ontology annotation, cellular component: plasma membrane. Gene Ontology annotation, molecular function: electron transfer activity. Bases 25 to 579 code for a protein of 184 amino acids. The record is from RefSeq and is a predicted model, not a curated record. Lineage: Eukaryota; Viridiplantae; Streptophyta; Magnoliopsida; Poales; Poaceae. The transcript is spliced from 2 exons.
GCCCCGACUGCAGUCAGGCAUGCAAUGCAACACAGCAAGAGUACUCCUCGUGUUGCUGUCUCGUUGGGGGGUUCCGAGGCCAGGAUUAUCAUGGCGGCCAACAAAUUGUCUCUGGUGGCCGUGCUCGUAGUCGUAGCGAGCUACGCGGCGCUGUCGUCGGCCAGGACAUUCACCGUCGGUGACGACCAGGGCUGGAUGAGCGGCAUCGACUACACCGACUGGACCACCGGCAAGACGUUCGCGGUCGGAGACAAACUACGUUUCAGCUACGGGAGCCAGUACCACACGGUGACGGAGGUGAGCAAGAGCGGCUACUACACCUGCUCCGCGAACGACGCGCUCAGCGACGACACCAGCGGCUGGACCGUCGUCACGCUCACGGCGCCCGGCACGCGCUACUUCAUCUGCAACAUCCCGGGCCUCUGCAGCAGCGGCAUGAAGCUGUCUGUCACCGUUCCCGAGAGCGGCCCCGUGCCGUCGGAAGCUACCAGGGGCGGCACCCUGGUUCCGGCCAUGGGCUCUGUGGUGGUCGUCGUCGCCGUGGCCACGGGGGCUCUGAUCAAGCUCGCACUGUUCUGAUCGAUGUACCAAAACCGCCGCCGCAGAGAGCGUACAGUGCAUACAGUGUUUAUAUGCAGAGUGCAGAUGUUUAGUGGAUCGUGUGUUAAUCACCAAUUGACCAGAUUUGCCCUAACUUUUGCCAGCAUCGUUCUUGUUGAAGCAUAUAUAUGUGAAAUAUAUGAGGAUUCGGUUGGGCCAGGAGCUAUAGCGGGCCACUUUUUUUAA